Tachyglossus aculeatus (Australian echidna) is the source of this 1202-nucleotide messenger RNA. It is a transcript of the gene IFT43, whose product is annotated as intraflagellar transport 43. The record is from RefSeq and is a predicted model, not a curated record. The transcript has 10 exons. Gene Ontology annotation, biological process: intraciliary retrograde transport. Lineage: Eukaryota; Metazoa; Chordata; Mammalia; Monotremata; Tachyglossidae. Bases 459 to 1016 code for a protein of 185 amino acids. Gene Ontology annotation, cellular component: cilium; intraciliary transport particle A.
AAAAAUCCCCCAUUCUUUCCCCGCUUCCGUCUCUUCCUCCUCCCGACCUGGGUCGUCUUCUCCUCCCUUUUUCUGCUUUCGUCCACAGAUUAUACAAAACCGAGGCUCUUUGGGUAAACACAUUUUGUUGCACUUAUUGCCCAGAUUCGAACAAUAUGCUCUUAUUUAAUAUAAUUCUAGGAAACCAUUAUACUUACCAAAAUCCCCCAUCUCUUUCAGAAGAGUUUGUUGAGGGGAGGGAGGGCGCCCGUCUCCUGAUGACCAGUGAGAAGAGGAAAAAAGCCAUAUGGUGCCGUAACUCCAUGCAGGAUCACUUUGGAAUUACCGAUUUCAGACGUUAAUAAAAUUGAUUGCUCUACCCCACGUGACUUCCAGCAUAAGUCACUUGAUCGAAGCGGCUGAGCCAGGGAUGGAUCAGGCUAAGAGCUUUUGGAUUCGGCGUCGUAAAGGUGCCAAAGAUGGGACGGCGAGCUCACCUGGAAACCAGGCCGGAGAAUCAGCUCAGCAGGAAGAAUUCUUCUUCGACUUCCGUGGCAGAGGGUCCUCCCCCGAAACCAGCUCGGCGACAUGGAGGAUGGGCAGAUGAGUCCCUGAAAGUCUCAAAGUCAGGAAAGAAGACAAAUGAAGAAGAAGAAGACCACCGGCUGAGACAGCAGAGCUUGGAAGGAUCGGAUGAUGAAGGAGACAUUCCUGUGAUCCCAGAUCUGGAAGAAGUACAAGAGGAAGACUUUGUCUUGCAAGUGGCGGCUCCUCCUAGUGUCCAGGUGAACCGUGUAAUGACCUACCGUGACCUGGACAAUGACCUCAUGAAGUUUGCUGCCUUCCAGACUUUGGAUGGAGAGAUUGACUUGAAGCUCCUCACGAAAGUUCUUGCCCCCGAGCACGAAGUGCGAGAGGAUGAUGUCAGCUGGGACUGGGACCACCUAUACACCGAGGUGUCCUCUGAGCUCCUCACCGAAUGGGACUUGGAGCAGACGGAGAAAGAUGAGUUGGCGGGACUGCCUAAGCAAGCGUAAGCCCACGGGCGAGGCAGAGCCCUCCUGUACGUAACAGUCAUUGUUUCGCAUUUUAGAAGGUCGACUGCUGUAAGAAGCGUUGGUUCUGGUGAGGGGUAUUUUUCGUUAAGAAUAUGUACCUGUUCUCAGAAAACUGCAUUGGAUCAAUUGGAUGGGAAAUAAAUCCAUUAUCAAAUGACUUACCCU